Molecule: messenger RNA, 1818 nt
Organism: Pectinophora gossypiella (pink bollworm)
Lineage: Eukaryota; Metazoa; Arthropoda; Insecta; Lepidoptera; Gelechiidae
Product: asparagine synthetase domain-containing protein CG17486
Exons: 8
Coding region: 97-1791 (564 amino acids)
Molecular function (GO): asparagine synthase (glutamine-hydrolyzing) activity
Source: RefSeq, a predicted model, not a curated record
UUACAAAAACAGCUGUUGAUUUGUAAAUAUAGCGAUUUAGCGAAUAGUUUUGUAUUUAUAAAAUAACAUAAAUAUAACAACAUAAAAGUAUAUUCAAUGUGUGGAAUACUAUUUGAACUGCUUUACAAUGGACGGAGUAUACUACAUGAUGAGAAAGUGUUACAAAGAAUAAAAAACAGAGGUCCCGAUUGCAGUCAUGUGGUUGAGCUGGAUAUUGGUAGUAGUGUUAAGGCUACGUUUUGUGGAGCUGUGUUGUGGAUGCAGGGGCCACAUGUUACUCCACAGCCGGUUCAAAAUGAUCGGGGAAUUCUUCUGUACAAUGGUGACAUCUUCGACGAAACUUGGGACAGAAGUGUUAGUGAUACACAGGAAAUAAUGCUGAGAUUAAGCACCAGAAAGGAUGACCUCCAAAUUGUAAAGGAACUAAAAACAUUCAAGGGUCCAUUUAGUAUCAUUUAUUACAAUAAAGUUGAUAACAAUUUAUUCUUCACAAGAGAUAGAAUUGGCCGAAACACACUGUUGUUCCACAAAGAUGCAGACUCAAUUUUAAUUAGCAGUGUUUUAGGUAGGCAAUACAAAUGUGUAGAAAUACCAGCAACACACAUUCAAGUUUUGAAUUUGGAAACUAAACAAAUGACUCUUCAUCCAUGGGUGGAUGGGGGCAAAGUUGAAGAGUUUGCAGUAGAAGACUGGCUGGAAAAGCUACAGAAACAGUCAAGUCUACCUGAUGAGGAAGUUGUAUUUGAACUUAAGGAGCUAGAAACUCUAGAAGAUACAGAUGGCAUAAUAAACUACAUAGAAAAUAUUGUUCAAGAGACAAAAUGUACUGUAAAAAUUAUGCAAAAUCUUUUAGAGCAGGAUCACAUAAAGAAAACUGUCUCCAAUAUUAUAGAGUUACUAGAGAAAAGUGUGAAAAUUCGCCUGAACACACAACCUAACAAAUGUAAACAUUGUUUACACGAACAAAACCCCUGUACUCACUGUACUAUUGGAGUACUAUUUUCUGGAGGUCUAGACUGCACUAUAUUGGCUUUCUUAGCAGACAAAUAUGUGCAUAAGGACCAAAGUAUAGAACUUCUAAAUGUUGCCUUUAAAAAAGAAGAGAAUGGAACUUAUGAUGUGCCAGAUAGAUUGACUGGAAGACAGUCCUUUGAAGAACUGAAGAAAUUAUGCCCUGGAAGGAAAUGGGUAUUCAGAGAAAUCAAUGUACCGAAAGAAGAACUAGAAGGAUACCAAAAGUCCAUUAUAGCAGAUCUUCUUUAUCCAAGGCAAACUAUUCUGGAUGAGUCCCUCGGAUCUGCACUGUGGUUUGCUGCUCGAGGCCAGGAUGGUGAUUAUACUUGUCCUUGCAGGGUGUUAUUACUAGGGUCUGGGGCAGACGAGUUAUUUGGAGGGUAUCUAAGACACAGAAAUGCGUAUAAACGUCAUGGUUGGCAAGGCCUUAACAAGGAGUUGCAUUGGGAUUGGAAGAGGAUAUCAUUCAGGAAUCUUGCUAGGGAUAGCAGAGUCAUCUGCGACCAUAGCAGACAGCCUCGAAUGCCAUAUUUAGACGAGGAUUUUUCGAAUUUCGUGUUAAAUCUGAAGCCUUGGCUCAAGUGCUUUCCAGUUGAAUCUUUGGGACCAGGAAUAGGAGACAAAUUAAUGCUGAGACUUGUAGCAUUCAGUAUAGGAUUGUCAGAUGUUGUGACAUUCCCCAAAAGAGCUCUGCAGUUUGGGUCAAGGAUAGCCAACAAGAAAGAAAAGAGUAGUGACUUAUCUAAGCUAUUUAUAGAUGUAAAAUUAAAAGACUAGAUAUAAUAUAAUUUGUACUAUAAAAUU